Molecule: messenger RNA, 1900 nt
Organism: Suillus fuscotomentosus
Lineage: Eukaryota; Fungi; Basidiomycota; Agaricomycetes; Boletales; Suillaceae
Exons: 3
Coding region: 289-1704 (471 amino acids)
Source: RefSeq, a predicted model, not a curated record
UACAAAAUGUAUUUAAUGGGACGGUGAGUCGGUGACCCACCCUCCAUACUUACAACUCGGACCCACCCAUCUUUCUCAUUCUAUUGAACUCGAAGAUUCAUCACAAUUUUCCUCCAAGACUUUGAGUGUUACUGUGAGUUGCAAUACUUCAUCCUUCGACGCUGAACCCGAAUCUAACUCUUCAAAAUGUAUUGACAGGAAUAAGUCUUGUGCGAACUCUAGUGCAACCUUCAUUUUUUGAAUUCCAGUGACACAUGUGGGUGUUGGGACCGCAAUCUUCUUGAAUGAAUGCUACUAAAGUUCUUAUCUUCUGCAGUACAGCAGCACAUGAAUUGGGUUUUAGUAAUCAUAGACAACAGUGCCGGCGCCAAGCUGUGGUUCAGCGAUGGCCAGCCCAUCGGAGCAAUCCGUGGCGGGUGCGAGUCGAGUCACAGGCUGAUCAUUGACAAACAAGGUUUCAUCGAUAUCACUGUACCCUACUCAGUACUUCCGUCUAUCGUCGAUCUGAACAAUACGGUCGCCAUCUGCCCAGAAGAUUCGGUGAACAUUAACCUCACAAUCCCUGGGGAUGGUUCUUUCUCAUUCUCAAUCACUCCAUCUACGUCUGUUCACAGAUCUGUCCUGACGGGGACGUUAAAGCCACUGCCGGAGGUGUCGGAUGUUGAUGUAUCAUUUUUCGACAAGAUGAUGGACUUGCACUAUGUGCCAUACCAAGACGUACCAGACGCGCCAGGCAGGGACGUAGAGGAGAUUAAAGCUUUAGGGUUACUCCACUUUCCGUUCUCGCCACACAGCUUUCAGCUGGCAAUGGCGGUCUAUGACUGGACGACUGCAUCAUUUGCGCGCAUGGUGCUGAUGAAAAUAUUUGAGUACACUAGUAUCUCAGCCACGCCGUAUCCUCUUGACUCUCCAAAUAUUGCAACCGCGAUCUGGAAGUCAAACUGGGGCUCGUACGUUCCAGGCAACAAGGCCUACAUGAAUUCUUUUAUGAUGAAGCCCGCAUCCACGUUGCAAGACGUUCAGGAUCAGCUUCGCGACAUCAAGGCUCUCCUGCAGAAGUUUAGUGCCGUUCAAAACCGGUUACUCAGUGCUGCUUUUGCGGCGAUGCCUCGCACAUCCGUCUUUUAUGCGCCUCAAUUAUUCAGCGGGCAGCUUGACAUAUCCCAGCUCAGCCUCGAUUACUUCGGCAUCGAGAUGCUAGAGUGCCCCCUCAACGCCGGGCCGACUAGCGAAUCGCUCGUGGUGUCUUUGGAGGCAGCGAUGGCAACUUUCGUCAAGGUGGGCAGCACUAUCACAACCAAGAUGGUCUGGAGCUUUGCGGAUUCGAUCGACAUCGCAAAACAUUACCAAAAUGGCCUUAUAGUGGUGGUCAACCCUCUCGACAACGACUCGUGGGUCUGGGAUGCGGCAAGCUAUAUCACGCCGCUCUCGGAUGAUCCUGAGAAGAAUGAGUACACAUUCGCUCCAGGGACGUCAUUCGUUGUGGAGUCACUAGACGUACGGGAUAUUGAUGAGGAUGAGAGGAACAAGUCCGUUCAGUUUCUGACUCUGAAGUUGCAUGCUCCUGGCUCCAUUCUCGAUGAUCGAACCACGCAACCUCCGAGUCGGCCUCCACUCGAUAACAUUCCUGCGCGCCGUUCUAGUGGCCCCAAACGAUGUCAUUGUGUUGAUGAUGCUGAAAGAACGAAAGGUCAGGAUAAGUAGGAUGUGCGCUUGAGGCUUUGAAGUACCAAUCCAAUGCGAAGUAUCGUAUAUGUAGUUUUAUCUUGUGCACAAGUGAUGUACUUCGACCAGCUGGAUCCCUCCACGCCACGUGGCCAGCCCUCGAGUCGAUGUCACCAACAAUUCCAUUUCUGCAGGUGGCGUUUUUUCCCGGAACCCACCCGUUCCUUGUUGAUUC